Egretta garzetta (little egret) is the source of this 5398-nucleotide messenger RNA. It is a transcript of the gene KIF1B, whose product is annotated as kinesin family member 1B. The record is from RefSeq and is a predicted model, not a curated record. Gene Ontology annotation, biological process: microtubule-based movement. The transcript has 45 exons. Gene Ontology annotation, molecular function: microtubule motor activity; microtubule binding; ATP binding. Lineage: Eukaryota; Metazoa; Chordata; Aves; Pelecaniformes; Ardeidae. Bases 78 to 5138 code for a protein of 1686 amino acids.
CACCAACAAGAAGGAUAACUUGAAACGCUCUUGACCCCUUCACUUUCAAUUGCUUGACUGCACUACAAGCAAGCAGAAUGUCGGGGGCUUCAGUGAAGGUGGCUGUUCGGGUCCGGCCCUUCAAUUCCCGAGAAACCAGCAAAGAAUCCAAAUGUAUCAUCCAGAUGCAAGGCAAUUCAACCAGUAUUAUCAACCCAAAGAAUCCUAAGGAAGCACCAAAGUCCUUCAGCUUUGACUACUCUUAUUGGUCCCACACAUCGCCUGAAGAUCCCUGCUUUGCGUCUCAGAGCCGUGUGUACAAUGAUAUUGGGAAGGAGAUGUUGCUGCAUGCCUUUGAGGGCUACAAUGUAUGCAUUUUUGCCUAUGGACAAACUGGAGCUGGGAAAUCCUACACAAUGAUGGGCAAGCAGGAGGAGAGCCAAGCAGGCAUAAUCCCUCAGCUAUGUGAAGAACUGUUUGAGAAAAUCAAUGACAACAGCAAUGAAGAAAUGUCAUAUUCUGUAGAGGUGAGUUAUAUGGAGAUAUACUGUGAAAGAGUCAGAGACUUGUUGAACCCGAAGAACAAAGGGAAUUUGCGAGUGCGAGAACAUCCUCUGCUUGGACCAUAUGUGGAAGAUCUGUCCAAGUUAGCAGUCACGUCUUAUACAGACAUUGCAGACCUCAUGGAUGCUGGGAACAAAGCCAGGACUGUGGCAGCUACCAACAUGAAUGAAACCAGCAGCCGCUCUCAUGCUGUGUUUACAAUUGUCUUUACUCAGAAGAAACAUGACACAGAAACUAAUCUUUCCACAGAGAAGGUCAGCAAGAUUAGCCUUGUGGAUCUAGCUGGGAGUGAGCGAGCUGAUUCAACUGGUGCCAAAGGAACCCGAUUAAAGGAAGGAGCAAAUAUAAACAAGUCUCUCACAACUCUGGGCAAAGUUAUUUCAGCAUUGGCCGAAGUGAGUAAAAAAAAGAAGAAGACAGACUUUAUACCGUACAGGGAUUCUGUACUGACAUGGCUUCUUCGAGAAAAUCUAGGCGGUAACUCCAGAACUGCGAUGGUUGCUGCUUUGAGUCCAGCAGACAUAAACUAUGAUGAAACUUUGAGCACUUUAAGAUAUGCUGAUCGUGCAAAGCAGAUUAAAUGCAAUGCGGUUAUCAAUGAAGAUCCCAAUGCCAAGCUGGUGCGUGAGCUGAAGGAGGAGGUGACAAGGCUUAAGGAUCUCCUGCGUGCCCAGGGGCUGGGAGAUAUUAUUGACACCUCCAUGGGGUCCCUCACUGCAUCUCCAUCUUCCUGCUCUCUCAGUAGUCAGGUGGGCUUAACAUCUGUGUCCAGUAUACAGGAAAGAAUCAUGUCAACACCUGGAGGAGAAGAGGCAAUUGAACGUUUGAAGGAAUCUGAGAAGAUCAUUGCAGAGCUGAAUGAAACAUGGGAAGAGAAGCUGAGGAAAACUGAGGCCAUUAGGAUGGAAAGGGAGGCAUUGUUGGCAGAAAUGGGAGUUGCCAUUCGGGAAGAUGGAGGAACACUGGGAGUCUUCUCACCUAAAAAGACUCCUCAUCUUGUAAACCUUAAUGAAGAUCCACUCAUGUCUGAAUGUCUGCUUUACUACAUCAAAGAUGGUAUUACUAGGGUUGGCCAAGCUGAUGCUGAGCGAAGGCAAGACAUUGUACUAAGUGGGGCUCAUAUCAAAGAAGAACACUGUAUCUUUCGAAGUGAGAGGAACAACAAUGGUGAAGUUAUUGUUACUUUGGAGCCUUGUGAACGAUCAGAAACCUAUGUUAAUGGCAAGAGGGUUGUACAGCCCGUGCAGCUGCGCUCAGGAAAUCGUAUCAUCAUGGGUAAAAAUCAUGUCUUCAGAUUCAACCAUCCAGAGCAAGCUCGAGCAGAAAGAGAGAAGACGCCAUCAGCUGAGACUCCCUCUGAGCCAGUUGACUGGACAUUUGCUCAGAGGGAGCUUCUGGAGAAGCAGGGCAUUGACAUGAAGCAGGAGAUGGAGAAAAGGUUACAAGAAAUGGAGAUUUUGUAUAAGAAGGAGAAGGAGGAAGCUGAUCUCUUGUUGGAGCAGCAAAGGCUGGACUAUGAGAGUAAGCUGCAGGCCUUACAGAAGCAGGUAGAGACCCGAUCCUUGGCAGCUGAAACAACAGAGGAGGAAGAAGAGGAGGAAGAAGUGCCCUGGACACGACAUGAGUAUGAACUCGCACAAUGGGCUUUCAGGAAGUGGAAAUUUCACCAGUUUACUUCACUGAGGGACCAACUCUGGGGAAAUGCAGUAUACCUGAAAGAAGCCAAUGCAAUCAGUGUAGAGCUAAAGAAGAAGGUGCAGUUUCAGUUUGUCCUGCUGACAGACACCCUCUACUCACCACUACCACCAGAGCUUUUGCCCACUGAGUUGGAGAAGACCCGGGACAAUAGGCCUUUCCCCCGUACAGUGGUAGCUGUGGAAGUCCAGGAUCUGAAGAAUGGAGCAACACAUUACUGGUCCUUAGAAAAACUCAAGCAAAGGUUGGACCUGAUGCGCGAGAUGUAUGACAGGGCUGGGGAAAUGGCAUCUAACACUCAGGAUGAGAGUGAAAGCACAAUGACAGGCAGUGACCCCUUUUAUGAUCGAUUUCAUUGGUUCAAGCUGGUUGGAAGAGCAUUUGUAUACCUGAGCAAUCUACUGUACCCGGUGCCACUUAUUCACAGAGUAGCUGUUGUUAGUGAGAAAGGAGAAGUACGAGGAUUUCUGCGAGUAGCAGUGCAAGCCAUAGCAGCUGAUGAUGAAGCCCCAGAUUAUGGAUCUGGUAUUCGACAGUCUGGCACAGCUAAAAUUUCAUUUGACAAUGAAUAUUUUGAUAAGAGUGAUUUUUCUUCAGUUGCAAUGACUCGAUCUGGACUGUCAUUGGAAGAAUUAAGAAUUGUAGAAGGGCAAGGACAGAAUUCAGAGGUUACCACUCCUCCAGAGGAGAUCAACAGAAUGAAUGAGCUAGACUUGAAGUCAGCCACUUUGGAUGGAAAGAUGACUAUGGAAGGAUUUACUGAGGAAAUUGGUGAUCACUUGAAACUGGGUAGCGUGUUUACCUUCCGUGUGACAGUGCUACAGGCCAGUGGCAUCCUUCCUGAAUAUGCAGAUAUUUUCUGCCAGUUCAACUUUUUACAUCGGCACGAUGAAGCUUUCUCAACAGAACCUCUCAAAAACAAUGGUCGGGGGACUCCCCUUGGGUUUUACCAUGUUCAGAAUAUUGCUGUGGAAGUGACAGAAUCAUUUGUGGAGUACAUCAAAACAAAGCCUAUUGUGUUUGAAGUCUUUGGACAUUAUCAGCAGCAUCCUCUCCAUCUGCAAGGGCAGGAUCUCAACAGCCCUCCACAGCCUUCCCGAAGAUUCUUUCCUCCCCCUAUGCCGCUCUCAAAGCCAGUGCCAGCUACAAAGCUAAAUACUAUGAGCAAACCCAGCUUGGGCCAGAGUGUGAGCAAAUACGACCUCCUUGUGUGGUUUGAGAUCAGCGAAUUGGAGCCAACAGGGGAGUAUAUUCCUGCUAUUGUGGACCACACUGGAGGCCUGCCCUGUCAGGGGACGUUCCUGCUUCACCAGGGAAUCCAGCGUAGAAUUACAGUCACCAUUAUCCAUGAGAAGGGCAGUGAGUUGCACUGGAAAGAUGUGCGAGAGCUGGUUGUUGGACGUAUAAGAAAUAAAGCAGAGGUAGAUGAAGCUGCUGUGGACGCUAUUCUGUCUUUGAAUAUUAUCUCUGCAAAAUACCUGAAGUCCUCUCACAGCUCCAAUAGGACUUUCUAUCGGUUUGAAGCAGUUUGGGAUAGCUCUUUGCAUAACUCCCUUCUCCUCAAUCGAGUGACACCAUAUGGAGAGAAGAUAUAUAUGACCCUUUCUGCUUACCUCGAGCUUGACCACUGCAUCCAGCCGGCUGUUAUAACAAAGGAUGUUUGCAUGGUCUUUUACUCACGAGAUGCCAAGAUCUCCCCACCGCGAUCCCUGCGCAGUCUGUUUGGAAGUGGCUACUCCAAAUCUCCAGAUUCCAAUCGAGUAACCGGGAUCUAUGAACUAAGUUUAUGCAAAAUGGCAGACACAGGAAGUCCAGGAAUGCAGAGGAGGAGGAGAAAAGUCCUGGAUACAUCUGUGGCAUAUGUGCGAGGGGAAGAGAACCUGGCAGGUUGGAGGCCCAGGGGUGACAGUCUCAUUCUAGAGCAUCAGUGGGAAUUGGAGAAACUGGAGCUGCUGCAUGAGGUGGAAAAAACCAGACAUUUCCUUCUGCUUCGUGAAAAGCUUGGUGACAGCAUCCCCAAGUCCCUGAGUGACUCAUUGUCUCCCAGUCUGAGCAGUGGAACCCUCAGUACCUCCACCAGCAUUUCCUCACAAAUUUCGACUACAACGUUUGAGAGUGCUGUGACGCCCAGCGAGAGCAGUGGCUAUGACUCAGCAGAUAUAGAGAGCCUGGUGGAUCGGGAGAAAGAGCUGGCUACCAAGUGUCUGCAGCUUCUUACUCACACUUUCAACCGGGAAUUUAGCCAGGUGUACAACAGCAUCAGUGAUUGUAAGUUGUCGGAUAUUUCUCCAAUUGGGCGGGACCCAUCAGUGUCGAGUUUCAGCAGUGCUACCCUCACACCUUCAUCUACCUGCCCGUCUCUGGUGGAUUCAAGAUGCAAUUCAAUUGAUCAGAAGACACCAGAAGCAAAUUCUCGUGCCUCCAGUCCCUGUCAUGAGGUGGAACAGUUCCAGCUAAUGCCUACAGUAGAAACUUCCUAUCUUGCCAGAGCUGGAAAGAAUGAAUUCCUAAACCUCGUUCCUGAUAUUGAGGAAAUCAGACCAGGCUCUGUGGUCUCAAAGAAAGGAUACCUCCACUUCAAGGAGCCACUCUCCAGUUCCUGGGCCAAGCACUUUGUGGUGGUUCGCCGUCCCUACGUUUUUAUUUACAAUAGUGACAAAGAUCCUGUAGAAAGAGGAAUCAUAAACUUAUCCACAGCUCAGGUGGAAUACAGCGAGGAUCAACAGGCAAUGGUAAAGACACCCAACACAUUUGGCGUGUGCACAAAGCAUCGUGGAGUCCUGCUCCAGGCCAUCAACGACAAAGACAUGAAUGACUGGUUAUAUGCCUUCAAUCCACUUCUUGCUGGCACCAUACGGUCAAAACUGGCUCGAAGACGCACGGGCCAGCUGAAGUACUGAGUCCAUGUAAUGUUCUCAUCUGUUCUAACUCACCUUCUGAUAGAUAAAGUGUUACCUCUCAUUUUCUCUUUGUGAUUCUUGACAGUUUCUCUUGUAUGUAAUCCUGUGGCUUAACAUCCCUUACCUUCCCAACUCCUUCAGCACAUUUUCUAGGUAUUCUAAUCCUACCCUGUUUCUUUUCACUUGUACCGAGAAUCGUACUAGUAGCAUGUGGCCAAACAAAAAGAAAGAAAAAAAAAAAAAAUCAAAAAAAAAUUGAG